Hippocampus comes (tiger tail seahorse) is the source of this 1022-nucleotide messenger RNA. It is a transcript of the gene her11, whose product is annotated as hairy-related 11. The coding region runs from base 17 to 892 and encodes 291 amino acids. Gene Ontology annotation, molecular function: protein dimerization activity. The record is from RefSeq and is a predicted model, not a curated record. The transcript is spliced from 4 exons. Lineage: Eukaryota; Metazoa; Chordata; Actinopteri; Syngnathiformes; Syngnathidae.
UCACUUCGGGACCAACAUGACAAGGAACUUUGCAAAAACGCUCGAGGAGGAUAACAAGAGUAGAAAAAGGAUUCUCAAACCGGCUGUGGAAAAGAAGAGAAGAGAUCGGAUAAACAAAAGCCUUGCAGAGCUCAGAAGCUUGUUGUUGACUAAUACUGCGGAUCCGCGUUUGCAGAAUCCCAAAAUUGAGAAAGCAGAAAUUUUGGACUUGACUGUGGAAUAUCUUCACAAGUGGACAGAUGGCAAGAAAAUGAGCAAUGAUGCUCCCAGUGGUGUGGUAAGUUUCGACCCGAGUGGCCCCCCUUGCUUUACCGUUGAGGGUGCAGGUUUUCGGCAGUGUAUGUGGCAAAUGGCCAGCUAUAUGCAUAAGAUGCCGGCGUUGCAGCGAGCCGGCUUAAUGGAAGGGCUGAAGCACCAUGCGGAGAAGCAUCGGGCCGAACAGCAGCCUUCGUUCAACUCCCGCACGACACUGACGGAUGCGGCGUCAGCGGAGGUCAUUAGCACAUCUGAGAUUCAAGAUUCCCACAACGCUCUGCUCCUCUCGCAUUCCCCGCCUCAGCCUCAUGGUUGCUCCACUCCGCUCCAUUCUCCUCCCACCUCCCCCUGGUUCUCCACAUUUUCUUCCUCCUCUCCUCCUUUCCCCUCGUUCGCCUGUCACUUCUCCUUUUCUCCCAGCCUGUCACCUCUGUCGGCCAACACCUCUUUUUCCUCCCUGCCGCACUCCCUUCACGCUCUGCCCGCCCACGUGACUUCCUCCUCCUCCUCGCCCACGUUGGCUCAGCAGGCAGGCCCGACGGUCUUCCACUACCCCUCGGUUACCUCGUCGAGGUCCCCUCCGCUCCCCACUCAGUCACAGAAGUCAUCCGCACUCACGUGGAGACCCUGGUUCUGAAGUGUGGCGCCCUCUAGUGAUGAGUGACUGGAACCCCAGUAUGCCUGCAAAUGGACAGUGUAAAUACACGAUGAAAUGACUACUAUUUUGGAAUUCCCUUGUAAAUAAAUCUUAUUGUUUUUGUUCUUUC